Molecule: messenger RNA, 2220 nt
Organism: Lasiodiplodia theobromae
Lineage: Eukaryota; Fungi; Ascomycota; Dothideomycetes; Botryosphaeriales; Botryosphaeriaceae
Product: Cupin domain-containing protein
Exons: 3
Coding region: 1-2220 (739 amino acids)
Biological process (GO): kinetochore assembly; spindle attachment to meiosis I kinetochore; attachment of mitotic spindle microtubules to kinetochore
Cellular component (GO): kinetochore
Molecular function (GO): centromeric DNA binding
Source: RefSeq, a predicted model, not a curated record
AUGGCGCCCGCCGCUUCAAAGUCGCGCGACAACCAGUUCUUCAAUGUCGGAGUUCAAGGAAGGAAAACGGGCAUCACGCUCAAGGACACAGGUGUUCGCGAUGAACAUGGAAUGGAGCCAAUCGACGGCAUCUUCUCGUCGCCGGAGAAGUCGCCGGAGCAGUCGCCGCCGAAGCGCAGCAACGCUCGCCAGCAGGCCGACAGAACCCUGACAUCCUCUGACAUGGACGUGCAGCAAAGUAUGCCCCGCAAGACAUUCGGAAACAAAAACCAGCGCUACGACAGUCUCAUAGACGAGCUACUGGCCAGCGAUGAAGAAGGUGCUAAGACAACACUACUCAACAUAGGUUCCAUGCCCGAGCCCGCCGACGCGCUCAGCGCCCGCAAGUCAAUUCGCCCCGGGAGGUCAUCCAUCUUUCCCCCGCCAAUGGGUCGCUCACCCAUCAAGACCUCGCUAGGGUCCUCCCCUCGCCGCCAGUCCUCCAUGGGCCCGCCGUCGGGCCUGCGCAGGACUUCCGAUGGACCUAACCGCGCAGGAUCUCAGCCUACCGUCGCGAGGCGGUUAGAUUUUGGUGCCGUCGACGAGACCAAUGCGAGAGCGCCGGGAAGUGGAAGCAGGAAUCGCGGCCCGCCCCGUCCAGACAUCUUCGACCUACCGACUUCGCCAGCACGCAACAAAAAGCGCACACACGAAGAGAGCUUUGUGGAGGAUGAGACGGUGCUGGAGGAGAGCGAACUCGCAAUCAAUGGCGUCGGGGAGGACAGCCCUCUGCCAGAUGUAGAGGAUACGCUGCCAAUACUCGACCAGGGGGGUGACACCGAGCCGGACGAGCCAGACGAGCCCAUUGAAGAAUCAAUGGAUAUUCCGGAAGAACCACAGCCAAGGCCAUCGCUCACUAAGGGUCGCGGCAAGGCAAGGAAGAGUUUGGACCGCAGAGAAUCGCCCCCGCCAGCACCAUCGCCCGCGCCGAAGAAAAAAGCAGGAAGACCAAAGAAGACUCAGGGAUUGGUAUCUGCAAGAGCAUCUAACGCUACUGUACCUGCAAGGUCGCGGACAGCUGUUCAAUCACGGCCGGUUUCGAACAGACAAGUCGAAGAUGAGAGCGCAAUGGAUAUCGAUCAGUCGAUAGAGGAGGCCUCAAUGCCGCAAGUCGGCGAGGAAGAGACUGAAGAAUUGGAAGAUAAAAUCGAGGAGGGUGAGGAGACGGAGCCAGACACAGAACCGGAGCAGGAACCAGAACCAGAACCUGAAGUUGAGCCUGAAUCGGAACCUGAGCCUGCAUCACCCCCUGCAAAGAAGAAACGUGGACGGCCCAAGACAGGCUCUAAACCUGACGUUCAUGUGGAUGAACCUGAGGAACCAGUGCAGCUUCCAGAACGGCCGGCGAAAAAGGCCAAGAAAGCGCCUGCAUCCAAGAAGCCUCCACCAUCACAGCGCGGCCCGAACGCGAGAGUAACCUCGAAAAAAGACAGUGCGAAAAACAAGUCAAAGGGCAAGCAGAAAGAGGACAUGCCACCACCGCCUCUACCACCUGUAUCUCAAACGAGCUCGCAGCCAGAGUCCAGUCAAUCACGUGCAGCGAGUCAAGCACGAAGUCUCCAAAUCCUCCGUCAGGGCACACCUUUUGAGGAUGUAGGAGCGAAGACUACCCGGUCAGGCAGAAUUUCGACGAAGCCGGUGGAGUACUGGCGCAACGAGAGAAUUGAGUACGGUCACGAUGGAACCAAAAAGGAAAUCAUUCGUGCAGAGGAUGUCGAAGAAACCAAGCGCCCUGCCGCCCGCGCAAGACCGCGCAAGCGAACUACUAAGCGCUCGGAAAGCGCGAUUGAAGAGGAGCCAGAAAUGGAGCUUGAGGAGUGGGAGAUUAAUGAGGGUCAGUUUCAGGGCUGGGUCAACGGCUGGGACGAGAAGCAAAACAUCAUCAUCGAUGAGGGAGGACGACAUGAAGAACUCGCAUAUUCUGCGGUCAAACUCCAAACAAGAGAAGUGGCAGGCGCAAACUUCCGAUAUUCGAAGAUUCUCGGGACACCCUUCUUUGGCGCUGGCAUGGUCGAUAUUCCACCGCACGGAUCGAAGCGCUCGAAGAAUUCUCGCCGCAUGUACAUGGCAUUUUGCCUGCUCUCGGGCAAAGUGAGUGUCACGGUGGGCGAUAAUGAGUUCAGCAUCAGCAAGGGUGGCGUGUUCAUGGUACCGAGAGGUAAGUGCUGUUCCGUCUUAUAA